Messenger RNA from Eremothecium gossypii ATCC 10895, 987 nucleotides. RefSeq names its product septin CDC10 (gene CDC10). The transcript has a single exon. Gene Ontology annotation, molecular function: GTP binding; molecular adaptor activity; GTPase activity. Lineage: Eukaryota; Fungi; Ascomycota; Saccharomycetes; Saccharomycetales; Saccharomycetaceae. The record is from RefSeq and is marked provisional. Gene Ontology annotation, cellular component: septin complex; microtubule cytoskeleton; septin ring. Gene Ontology annotation, biological process: cytoskeleton-dependent cytokinesis. Bases 1 to 987 code for a protein of 328 amino acids.
AUGUCUUCAGUCGCCGAUUCGUCACUUAUCACGCCAUCCUCGUAUGUGGGGUUUGACACGAUUACAGCUCAGAUUGAGCACCGCCUCUUGAAGCGGGGCUUCCAGUUCAAUAUCAUGGUUGUUGGACACUCUGGGCUUGGCAAGAGCACAUUGAUCAACAGUUUAUUCGCCUCGCACUUGAUCGACUCGUCCACGGGCAAGGACAUAACGAAGGAGCCUAUCACCAAGACGACGGAGAUCAAGGUGUCGUACCACUCUUUGGUGGAGGACAAGGUACGCUUGAAUGUCAACUGUAUCGACACGCCCGGGUUUGGCGACCAGAUUAACAACGACAAAGUCUGGGAGCCGAUUGUGAAGUAUAUCAAGGAGCAGCACUCGCAGUAUCUCCGCAAGGAGUUGACGGCACAGAGAGAGAAGCACAUCGUGGACACACGUGUGCACGCUGUGCUAUACUUCAUCCAGCCGAACGGCAAGGGGUUGACACAGCUAGAUAUUGCCGCCUUGAAGAGGUUGACUGAUAUCACAAAUGUCAUCCCGGUGAUUGCCAAGGCAGACACUCUAACUAUGGACGAGCGCGCCAAGUUUAGAGAGAUUAUUCAACAUGAGUUCAAAAAGCAUAACUUCCGCAUCUAUCCGUAUGACUCGGACGAUCUAACGCCGGAGGAGCUGGAGUUGAACGACAGCAUAAGGUCAAUUAUCCCAUUUGCCGUCGUGGGCUCUGAGAAGGAGAUCACGGUCAAUGGCGAAGUCGUCAGAGGCAGAAAGACCCGCUGGGGGGCCAUUAACUUGGAGGAUAUUAACCAAUGUGAGUUUGUAUAUUUGAGAGAGUUUUUGAUCAGAACUCACUUGCAGGACUUGAUUGAGACAACCGCUUUGAUCCACUACGAAAGCUUCAGAUCUAAGCAGUUGAUUGCUUUGAAAGAAAACGCCAGCUCUCGCGCUACAGGCCACGGUGCCCAAUCCUCCAGCACUAACAUGCUUCGUUGA